UGUUUGUCUGCCGUUGACUGUUUUUGUCCUACUGAGUUUUUAUAAAAUAUGUUUGUAACCAAUGUGUACAAGUUUGACAGUUAGUAGAGUUUUUACACUAUUAAGUUGUUAAAGUUUACACUUCAUAUUCAAAGUUCUGAUUUAUCGCACGUUUAGUUUCGUUGAACAUAGACAUGACUUUGAAAUUGUGGAUUUCUACAAUUAUAGUCGUUUAAAAAUGCUGAUAAAAUCAACAGUAGAAUCAAGUUAAAUAAUCAAGAAAAAUGAACGGCAAUAGCAAAAAACGCAAUAGCAGUUUCCGAAGACUAUUUCCUAUAUUAUUCUCUAAUAAAUCAAAAGAAAAACAUUCUAAUAAGGACUCUGCUAAUCUGAAGGGCCAGAAUGAUAGUUCAUGUAAUAGUAACAAAUAUCAGAAUCCUCGAAUGAUGAUUACUAAUACAGCAAAGUAUGUAGAUAAUCAAGAUAACAACGAUUGUAUAUACGAGGAUCUCGCAGUGACCCAACAGCAACAUACAUGUGAUAACGACUCGCAGCGCAUUAACGUGCUAAGCAAUAAUUCAUCAAGCAGCACUCUAGUUUCAGAAAAUGUAAUAAACAAAUUACUGUAUUCAAAUACGGAUUCAGAAAUAAUAAACUUCAGAAAAAAGGAAUACGGAAGUUAUGCAGCUAGACCUCAAGUGCCUCGUAAACCACAUAACGAAGUGGCAGAUGCAUCGAUAAAAGAUUAUGUACCCGGGAAUUCUCAAUAUCCUGAUGUUUAUUAUCAUUCAUUAGAAAAAUUGGCCGAUAAAAUAUCUCAUCUCGAUGAGAUUGAGAUAUGCAGAGCAUCUAGACUACAAACAGAUCCGACUCCAGUUGGUGCAGAAAUCAAAAGGGUCAGCACAAAAUUUCUUAUAUCUCCAAAAAAACAAGCCGAGGUGCGGACUAUUCAACCCAUAAGAGCAAGAAGCUUAUCUUUUGAUAAACAUCCCGAUAAGUUACAAGAUGACAAAAGUGACAAGACCACUUCAAAUGCAGUGAAUGUCAAGAAACCUUACAAUUAUUCUGCUCCUACUUCUCCAAUACCGAUAAAUCAUAAAAUUCCUAAUAUGCCUAAAACGGUGUCUCCAUAUGAACAAUUAAGAAAAACUAUGAUUGAAGCUGAAGAAAAAAGAAACUCAUUAAGUCGAUAUAGUAUCCGUAAUAAUUCAUCGCCUUCGCCUAGACCACAGGAUCGUAAUGAAGUAUUGAAGACAUCUUCGGCAUCGCAUGUGGACAUUACAAACAUGGACGACGUUGUUGAAAAGGAAAAAGCUCGUCAAAAAGUUGAGGCAUUUUAUUGGCAAAAAUUGAAAGAACAAAAGCAAAAAGAAGACGAACUUUUAAUGAGGCAAUCAGUUCAAUUAUCUAGGAGUUCUGCGAGAUAUAAUAUGCCCUAUUCACAUUACAGCUCACCGAAAUCUCUAAUUAUAGAAUCCAAAAGUCGCAGCCUGCCUCGCGGACAAGUAUUCAACAGUUUUUAUUCAAAUCAGCCAAUUUAUUCGCUGUCUCCAUUCAUUCGAAGAGCGCCCGAGAGGCGUACGGAUACAUUUAUACGGCACCGAACUUCACCCAUCGAGCAAGAUAUCAUCUAUAGACACCCGGAAAAACUAAAUUUACUGUCCAAUUCGCCGGUCAUUACGUCACAAAAUAGUAAACAAACUGCUAUUUUCCAUAGAGGUUCUUCGAAUCAAGAACCUAAGAAUAAUAACGUGAAUCAACAACAACUGAAAAGGGUUAGUUUUGAGGAGCAUUAUUUAUCAAAAAGUGGUGUUGAUGACAAGAGUGACAUUGUUAAAAGUGAUGGUGCAGAUUCUAAAAUGAUAAACGAGGGUUAUAAAAUAAUAAAUACGCGAAAUGAGCGUUCUCCUAGCGUUACAUCGAAACUCAGUGAUGGACCGAAAGGACUUUUGAAGGCCCCGCCGCGUCCUCCAGUCCGUACGUCAAGUGUGCGUAGUAGUAACAAACCAUUGUAUAAGAAAAGAAAUCCACUACUUCCGGGUCACAAUCUAUAUUCAGAAUCUGAAAGUGGAUCAGAAGCCGGAGAAAUUCAAAGGAUCCUUCAAAACAACACGCAAAAAGAAGAAGACUGGCAUGGCGAUGGUUCCAGAAUCGAUGGCGGACUGUCUGACGGUGAAGCGAGCCGGGGUCCAACGAGAGGCCGUACAUCCCGUCGGGAAGACCCUCGUCGCCACACCUUGGCAGGGAACCACCUCUAUGUCCAUCCCCACCAUCCAGGCCAGAUUAACUCCAUCGAGAUGGAGCAAAAUGGUGCGGUCCAGCGACCAACGAACAUACCAGAAUACGCUGUCGUUACAAAAUACAGGGAAUCGAAGCACAUACGAAUAUUAGACCCACGGUCAAGAAAGCCACCCUUGCCUCGGGGAUAUCCGCCUCCAACAAACGCCAUGCUGUUCGAUGAUGACCCAGGCAUUAUGUCGGAGGUGGAAACUGCAUCUACGGGGUUCCGUCGUGGCGGAAAACAGAGAUCGUCGCUACCGGUAGUGCGGACACCGAGUAAAACUCUCGAAAGACCUUUGGGACUCGUAUUUCUUCAGUACCGAAACGAAACGAAACGAGCAUUGCUGCCGAACGAAAUAACAUCCAUAGAUACAGUGAAGGCGUUAUUUGUAAGAAGUUUUCCCAAACAACUGACCAUGCAGUACAUGGACAGUCCUAUGGUCAAGAUAUACAUCCAUGAUUCAUCGAAGGACAUGUUUUAUGAAUUAGAAGACGACAGAGCCCAUCUCCAUGACAUCCGAGAUCGAUCCGUGUUACGGCUUUUCGAGGCUACUGACAUCGGUGGCGGGGUCUUUCCUGGCGCUGUGGGCGUCGGCUCCGUGGCCAUGCCUCCAGCGGCCUAUUCUGGGCCCUCCAGUUGGGACCAGGAUCAGAGCUACUUCAGCGAGCCGGAGAUUGAUUCCGAGUACCAUCAUCAACAUGUGCAUAAGUCGAAGGUUAAGGCCCCGGCUUAUUACAUGGGGACUCAAGCUCCAAGCACUCUGCCUCGGGGAGGUUCUAUGCUAAGAGCUUUUUCUCCUGCGGCACCCGUACCCGCCGACCGCGUGAAGAGUCUACCAGGAGGAGGUCACUCUGCUGAAGGGUAUAUGUCAUCGCCCGAGCGUGUCGGAACUAGAGUCCCGUAUGAGGAACCUUACUACACCCAGUUCCUGGGACCGACGACUUCUCGUCCUAUGGCUUCUGCGAUAGACGAAGAAGCCAGCGAUGGAAUGAUAGUGGAGGAUGCAUAUCAAAUGUACGGGGUGAACCCCAUAACAUCUGCGCCCCGGCCUAUGCCGCGUCCACCAUACGAUGCCAGGCUGCCUCAAGACGAUAUGCAGCGGCUUCGCGUCGAGAAGAUGGAGAGGCAACUUGCUAACCUGACGGGACUGGUCCAGAAAGCCCUGCAGGUGCCAGCUACGGCUCCGCCUCCGGUAACCCCGCGUCAAGAGUUCCAGGGGUAUCAAGUUAAUCGUCCAGCAGCACAAGAUGCCGCGAGAUUUGCCAGCAACGAGAGACCUCCUAAAUUAGGGAGAGAUAAAUUUCAAAAAUCCGUGUCGUUUGAGAAAUCGGUGUCGUUUUGCGAUGAUCCGCCAGAUCUCAAUUCUCCCAAACAACACUCGCCUCAGCAUUCAGCCGAUACCAAACCAACAAAACCGGCAAUCAAAUCAUCAACUUUGCCGCGGACAUCCUCUCAAGAACGUGAUCGUCUGAAGCCUGCGCCGCCGCCGAAGCCAGCCGGCCUGGUAGGCCAGCAAAUUGCUAUGGUUCCACAGAGGAACUACUCUAUCAACGUCUCUCCGGACUUCUUCAAUCAACUGCGCAUUCUGCAAAAGCAGAGUCACGAUCUACGUAUUGAGACUCGCAAUUUGCGUCGUACGACUCUGGCUCAGGCCAUGCAAAUGAGGCAACUCAUGGGCGAAACUAUUGUCAAGAUAGGCGCCUUAGCGGCCAGCAUUGCUAGCGGCGAUCAUGAUCCCGAGACACAACUAACUCGCGAAGAAGAAAUUUACAAGCAAGACAUGCUCCUGCUCGAGAAUGAUCUGUACGAACUCGAGGCUACAGUUGAACGUCUUCGCGGUCAAGCUGCUAACAAGGAGACAAGGGUUAACAUGGCAGACAUAGAAAGGAUUGCUAUGGUGCUCUCGAAGAGCAGCAAAACUGUUGCUGAUUGGAAACUCAAGUUCCCGAUCCUGCAGGAGACAAUGAAAGUGAAGUUAGCUGCAGAAAUGGAAAAGGUUGUCAGGAAGGAAAAAAUGCUUGAAGAGGAGCCUGAGCGUCUGGAGUUGGCUUUACGUCGUUGCAAGAAACUCACCGGAACUUUGGUGACCUUGAAAAGGUUGGCCUGUGUACAAGAACAGCGGCUUCCGAUCACUGAUGGACGCAUAUCUCCGGGGUCUUCCCAAAGCUCCACUUUCACAGGUGGCCCAUCAUCUGAGGAAUUUAACUCUGACAGCACUUGCCACGUUGCUCAAACUCACAACAAGCGUAUUCUCGAUAGCAGGAGCAGCUCGAAACCUAGAACUUCUGGAAUGAAUAUGCCUUAAUACCUUGUCUUCCAUUUCCUUAAUCUUCCGACCAAAAUAACUUCCUUUUAAGCGAUUUUAUCACUGUCGCCGAAUACAGUAAUUUAAACAACUUCCUGGUCAACUUUCUUAGAUUUCAUAAUUCAUACUUACUCGUUUCAUUUCCGCUUCCUCUUCUAUUUUGUCCACUACGAAAGAUAUAAGAUUGUGGUUGUCUCUAACAUUUCCCAUUUCAACUUCCCGAUUUGGUGUUCUUUGACUUGAUUUAAAACAAUAUGACUUAACUAAUCCACGCACCCGGAGCACAGGUAAUUCCUUUUCAAAAUUUCUACGCUUUAUCAGUACUGUUAUUAUAAUAUUAAAAUUUACAUAACUCGCACACACUAUAUUGAUCAAAAAGAAAAUUGUCAAUUACAGUAGCUUUAGCAAACCACUUGAGCUUACGACUAGUUUAGUUAUUGACUUGUUGAAUAUUACGUAAUUAAAGUAGAGGGUUUGUUACAAUUAAGUCAUUUAUAUAUCUACACAUUUAAAAAAUUUUUGACUAAUGGCAAAAUCAUCACAAUUGUUAAGACAGAAAUUCUUUUUAAGAUUUAAGUACUUUUAUGCAUUUCAAUCACGGAAUUUAAGUCAUUAUGUUAAAUCUUUCGUAUCACACGCAAUCCGAUAUAUCUACGUACCUAUUGGAUAUAAUGUAUUUCUUAUUGUUUCUUCGCCUGUUCGCCCUCUCAGACUGACCACAAUUUCGGUUCUAUUUACCACAAGUCAUAGGCCGCCCGAAAACCUUUUUAUUUUUUGUCGUGGAAUAAUUAUUUUCAUCAAUUUUAUUUCUUGGAAUGUCAAUCUCUUGUACAGCUGUCACUUUUCGACUAUCUUUAAUUAUUCGGCGACAAGAAAAGGAAGGGAAUCGCCUUUUGUUUCUUUUUAUUCUUUUGAAUGAUUGUGAUCGCAUUAAGACAUAUAGCUCUAUAAAUAAUUGUGAAUAUACUGUGUGUUCUUAAUGGGUCUUCUUAUUUGAAUGAAUGUAUCUGAAUGUUUCUUUGGAAUCUAUGUUUUGAAUUAUUAAAAGCGUGGUUACAAGUGCCUGAUAUUAGUUAAAAAAUUAUAAUUUCGCCGAGGCAUUAUAUUACUUGCAACCGCGCUUUUAUAAUGUCUGUUGGAGAUUGGCGGACACAGCUAGAAGUGCGUGGAAUGGUGCGCAGGCCACCGGCGGGUGCGUCGGGCGAGCUGGAGCACGAGGAGGAGGAGG
Molecule: messenger RNA, 5793 nt
Organism: Achroia grisella
Lineage: Eukaryota; Metazoa; Arthropoda; Insecta; Lepidoptera; Pyralidae
Product: coiled-coil domain-containing protein AGAP005037
Exons: 23
Coding region: 264-4565 (1433 amino acids)
Cellular component (GO): cytoplasm
Source: RefSeq, a predicted model, not a curated record